Anthonomus grandis grandis is the source of this 1183-nucleotide messenger RNA. RefSeq names its product transcription initiation factor TFIID subunit 8 (gene Taf8). The coding region runs from base 214 to 1089 and encodes 291 amino acids. Gene Ontology annotation, biological process: transcription initiation at RNA polymerase II promoter. The transcript has 5 exons. NCBI's taxonomy places the organism in Eukaryota, Metazoa, Arthropoda, Insecta, Coleoptera, Curculionidae. Gene Ontology annotation, molecular function: protein heterodimerization activity. The record is from RefSeq and is a predicted model, not a curated record. Gene Ontology annotation, cellular component: transcription factor TFIID complex.
AACAAACCUAAUGUUAACAUGAAUAUAUGACCUCUCUUUCUAGAAUUGCGUUGCUACAAAUGUAUGACCAAAUAAAUAAAAAUUCAAAGUGUCAAAAUAAAACACAUCCUAACCUAAAAUAAAAACCCCCUCUACUGAAGAUUGUUUAUUUAUGUUUUUGAGUUUCUGUAUGUUAUAGAGUUUGACAAAUAAUUUAAAAUAUUUACAUUUAAAAUGGAUCAGCAGACUAAUCCCCAUAGAAAAAUGCUUGCCAUAGCAGUUUCUAGUGUCGUUAAAGAGUCAGGCUUUGAGUAUGCAGAAAAAGAGGCCCUGGGUACUUUAACUGAAAUGAUGCAAGCUUUUUUAUGUCAAGUAGGUCAUUUGGGCAGAAACUAUUGUGAGCUCUCUGGAAGAGUGGAGCCAUUGAUAGCAGAUAUUGUUUUAGCCUUUACAGAAAUGGGAUUCAACUUCAACACUUUAGGGUCCUACCUUAAAAGUGGAAAACAUGCUGUUCUUCCAACUUUGCAACCACAGCAGCCUCAAAAACAAUUAAACAUGCUAUCAGCAGGGUCGAAGGAACCUUUGCCAAAUCAUAUUCCAAAACAUUUGCCACCAUUUCCUGAUCCGCACGCUUAUGUUCGGACUCCUACCCACAAACAACCAAUAAUCGACUACGAAUCAGUAAGAGAAAAGGCUGCUAUGCAAAAAAAGGAUGUUGAAAAGGCAUUAACAAAGUUCUUGGCCAAAACAAGCCCUACGCAUAACCUUUUUGACACUGAGGAAGGAAAUAUAUUUCCCUUAAUUGCAAUUAAACCACCCUACCCCCCAUAUCUAAGUGCUCUAUUGCCUCAAGACCAGAUAUUUGACCCAGAAGAUCUAGAUUUUGAUCCAAAGAGCCAAAUAUUGCAACAGCAGAAAGAGCACAAAGAGGCACAAAAUAUCAAGAAGGAAGAGGAGGAAGAAGAACCUGAAGGUGAUGGCACCGAAAUUCCUAUGAAUGAAACAGUCAAGAGCGAAGAAGGCACUCAGAAUAGCACUUUUAUUGAUAACCCUUAUUUGGCCGCGACCAAAAUGCCCAUGAAGGAACAGAAUAUCGAUAUUAUAAGUUAGGUAUUGUAUAUAAACGGUAUUAAUUUUAGUUUAAGAUGCAAGAGAUAGUGGUUUUUUUUUAUUGUUUGUUUUUUAAUAAAGUUUUGGAAAUCCA